This is a messenger RNA of Centruroides sculpturatus (bark scorpion), 424 nucleotides long. RefSeq names its product thyrotropin-releasing hormone-degrading ectoenzyme-like. Gene Ontology annotation, biological process: proteolysis; peptide catabolic process. Lineage: Eukaryota; Metazoa; Arthropoda; Arachnida; Scorpiones; Buthidae. The transcript has 3 exons. The record is from RefSeq and is a predicted model, not a curated record. Gene Ontology annotation, molecular function: metalloaminopeptidase activity; peptide binding; zinc ion binding. Gene Ontology annotation, cellular component: cytoplasm. The coding region runs from base 35 to 409 and encodes 124 amino acids.
GCCUAAAAAAGGUCGCAUUAACCUGGAAAAAGUAAUGGAACCGUGGCUAUCUCAAGCGGGCUAUCCAAUUAUAACAGCGAUUCGAAAUUACGAAAAGAACACGCUGAAGAUAAGUCAAACCUCGUGCUUCAGUUACGAAAACAAAUCCUCCGAACAACUGUGGAAUGUUCCAAUUACUGUAAUGCACGGAAGUCGACCCGUAAUCAAUUUGAAAGUAACGAAGUGGCUGACUGAAAGAGAAGAUGUUAUUGAGGAUCUUCCGAAUGACAGAAACUGGACAUUGCUCAAUGUAGAACAAUUAGGAUAUUUUCGAGUCAAUUACGACGAAACUAAUUGGAAAUUACUGUUGUGGCAAUUGCGGCAUUAUUUUUUGGUAAUUUUUUUAAAUAUUAACUAUUACUCGUAUUAAAUGAUUUUUACCUAC